UACAAAUCAUUUCUCUUGGCUUUUUUCUCUUUUUCCAUACUUUCUAAAUCCUCUGCCUCAUAUUACCUCUUCCAGAGUCACUCUUUCACUUAAAAUGUGAACUUCCGUUUCAUAUGUGAUCCGAGCUGAAAGGUGAUAAGGAUGCCUAGUGUGGGAGAUAUGCCAACCCAAGCAAGCCCAGCUCUGGGCUACUCUGUGGCACACCAAAAUGUCGAGCUUGAUGUCGACUUUGGGAACCAGACGUUAGAAGGCAGGACAGAAAUUAUCAUCCAUCCCCUCCAUAAGGACUUAAAAGCGAUACGAUUGAAUUUUCGUCAGGGUGAAUUGAAGCGCCUGAGCAUAAACGGCAAACCAGCAACUGUGAAAUACGUGGACCCCUAUCGAUCUUUGCAACUCUAUGGUGUCCAUCAACACCGCAAACUGUCAUCGCGUGUCGAUCCAUUGUUGUCAAUUCCUCCAGAACCCGAGAUUAUUGUCAUCAUCCCGAAAUCAAUCCGAAUUGAAGAGCUCGACCCGUUGUCCCUCGACGGGCAAACUCAGAUUCCAUUACGAGCCGGUGGUAAUAUUGAGGAAUCAGCAGAUAUUCCAAUUGGUUCGAAGCCACCAGAUACCUUGAUUGCGAGAUUUACUCCAAUUACUGUUGAAGUUGAGUUUUCACUCGAUCGCCCUAGAGAUGGAAUUCAGUUUGUUGGCAUGGAUAGCUUUGAUCGGCGUUAUCCACAUGCCUUUACGACGGUGUCAACCAUUACUGGUGAUGGAUGCUGUUUAUUUCCUUGCAUUCAAGACCUGUCAGUACGGUGCACAUGGGAUUUUUGCAUACGGUGCCCCCGCACUUUGCGCGAUGUUCCCCGUCAAAAGGGCAACAUAACUGGAAGGGAAAUAACCUGUGAUGAUCAAUCCAUGGACAUGGUUGUUGUUUGCUCCGGUGAUAUGACUGAUGAGAUUAUUGACACGAAUGACUUGACCAAAAAAGUAUCCUCGUUCUCUUGCAACACGCCAUUAUCCGCCCAGCAAAUUGGCUUCGCAAUUGGUCCUUUUGAAUAUGUCAACCUCACACAGUUUCGUGAAAGCGAUGAAGACGAGCAGCUUGGCCAGAAUGCCAUCCCAGUCCAUGCAUUUUGCCUUCCAGGUCGGGCAGAUGAAGUGAGAAACACUUGUUUUCCUCUCGCAAAGGCUGUGGACUUUAUCUCUUUAACCUAUGGUUCUUAUCCCUUUUCAAGCUACAAGUUGUGCUUUGUUGAUAGUGCUCCGUGGGACACUUCUCCGUAUGCUGCACUAUCGAUGUGUAGCAAUCGACUACUCUUUCCCGAUGAGAUUCUUGAUCCAUUAUACGAUUCUACCCGAUGCCUAGUUCAUGCAUUAGCCUCUCAGUGGAUGGGGGUGAACAUAAUUCCCAAAGAGCCAACAGAUAAUUGGGUUACCAUUGGUGUGGCAUAUUACAUAACAGAUACUUUCAUGAAGAAGCUGUGUGGAAAUAACGAAUUCAGGUUCCGGCUAAAGCAAACUUCAGAUAAAAUCUGUGACCUUGAUAUUGCUCGUCCCUCAAUCUGGCACAUAGGAGCACUUCUCAAAUUGGAUUCGUCUGAAUAUGAAUUUCUUUCAUUAAAGGCGCCCCUGGUUCUCUACAUCCUGGAGCGUCGAUUAUCAAAGGCAAGUGGCAAAGCAACUGUUUCGCGAAUUCUCUCUCGCAUAUUCCUAAAUUGCCGAAUGGGUGAUAUCCCUAACAGUGCUUUAACAACAAUCUUUUUUCAAAAGCUUUGUGAAAGGUUUGGACAUGUUAAACUAGAUGCCUUUUUUCAACAGUGGGUCUAUGGCGCAGGAUGUCCCCGUUUUGUGGCCACACAGAGGUUUAACAAGAAGAAACUUGUUGUUGAGAUGAUGAUUCGACAAGUUCAGUCAGAACAGUUGAGUGCUCGCGACCUUGAGAAGUCUACGUUCAUGAGAGAUGUAAAAGAGGAGCUCCAAAAUAUUUAUGCCGGAACCUUGCAACAUGUCUUUACCGGAUCUAUGACAAUCCGAAUACACGAAGCGGAUGGCACUCCAUAUGAACACAUCGUGGAGAUUAAAGAAGCUGUCACCAAGUUUGACAUCCCCUACAAUACGAAAUACAAACGCCUUAAGCGCAACAAGCGGCAAAGAGAAAGAGCGGCGGCAUCGUCAGGUGUUGAUCCGAAUUCCGAGGCUCAGGAUGAUGUUUUACUGUAUUGUCUAGGUGAUGUUCUCCAGUCUGAGGAGGAAAUACUGAAAUGGCGACUCGUGGAAUGGACGAAAGAAGAUGAGGACCGAAUGGGCCAGGAGUCAUAUGAAUGGAUUCGUAUGGAUGCGGAUUUUGAAUGGAUCUGCAAAAUGUCCCUUACGAUGCCGGGAUAUAUGUACCUCUCUCAGCUCCAACAAGACCGUGACGUUGUGGCACAACUUGAGGCGAGUAAUUCUCGGGUUGGAUUUAUGGCUGCUGCUAAUUGCAUACAGUCGAUACAAUACAUGGCCGCUCAACGAGAACAUCCUCUGAUAUCUACAAUUUUCGCUCGCACUUUAAUGGAUAGCAGAUAUUUCCACGGAAUUCGAACAGCUGCGGCUCAUGCGUUGGUGAAGCAUGCAAAGGAGGACGUGGAUUGGAUCGGUCUGUUUCACCUUGAAACUGCCUUUCAAGAGCUGUUUUGCCUGCCAAAUUCACCGAUGACGCGGUCAAAUAACUUUUCGGACCGGUCUUCCUACGCUCUUCAGAUAGCGAUACCAAAUGCUAUCUCAAAAGUGAGAAACCGGAAUGGUAGAUGCCCCAUGCGAGUAAAGAGAUUUCUUUAUGAAAAAUUGAAAUUCAAUGACAAUUCGAACAAUGAGUUUUCUGAUUGCUACUAUGUCGCUGCGCUCAUGCGGUCUAUUGCGAAUGCUUUGAUCGGCGGCAAGGAAAGCAUUCACACCAAAUCCAAACUAGAUAUGACCCAGGAACUCGAGCGCCAAGCUGAGGACCAGCUUUAUUUAGAUUGCAUAGCGGAAAUUAACCGAUAUAAGCGAAUGGAUGAGUGGACAAGCUCCUUCCAGAACUUGUAUACGCGAACGGCACUUGAUUGUCUGCGACGUUUGAUGAAAGAACACAGGGUGCUUGACUUCGACGUGGCACAGUUCCUCCCGUACACUCGUAUCGGUACUUUUGAUUUAGUUCGCCUGGACGCGUUCCGGAUACUACUUGACCUGGAUAAUUUCCAGCAUCCUGAACUUCUGAAGUGGUUUUUAUAUGUAAUGUCCACGGAUUCAUCAGCAUGGAUGCGUCGGGAGCUAUAUCGUGCCUUCGGCAUAACCCUUGCAACUGUCGCGUUUGGUAGAGAUGAUGAUCUCACCGAAUCACCCCUUGAUCACUCUCUCAUUGUUGAGCAAGAGUCCUCCACUGAUGCCCGGAGAGCCAAGCUUGCACGCAGACAAACCAUUCCUGGUGCAAUUCAUGCUUUGAAGCAAGAGCUUUCAGAGAAUGCGGCUUUAAAGGAGGGUCUGUGGGCGGCCUGCAAUUCGAUUUGCAUUGGUGUUACUGAACUCAGCGAUUUCCUUUAUCUCUGUACAAUUCUGUAUGAACCUGCCCACCAGGUCAUGGUAGUUCUGAAAUAUCCGAGAUACUGGAAGGCGGAACAUAUAGGAAAGGGCAAGGUCAGGUUUUCAAAAUCGAACCGACCUCGAACAUAUUCCAUCGCAAAGUCCAAAAUAAAUACGGGUUUUUCGACUAAUCAGGUGCUCGAUAAAAGAAAGCGCGAUGAUGGAAAUGCGACUGUGACUAGCCGAAAGAUAACGCUUAAAGUACCAAAACUUGCGUUUAUGCCUUCGCCCUCGAACGCUGAUGUGUCUUCGCCAUUAAGGCCUCCAAAACUUAAACUCAAGAUAAAAGCACCCUAUAACCCUGACAUCCCCCACACAUAG
Molecule: messenger RNA, 3903 nt
Organism: Coccidioides immitis RS
Lineage: Eukaryota; Fungi; Ascomycota; Eurotiomycetes; Onygenales; Onygenaceae
Product: transcription initiation factor TFIID complex 127kD subunit
Exons: 3
Coding region: 142-3903 (1253 amino acids)
Biological process (GO): transcription initiation at RNA polymerase II promoter
Cellular component (GO): transcription factor TFIID complex
Molecular function (GO): RNA polymerase II general transcription initiation factor activity; transcription cis-regulatory region binding; chromatin binding
Source: RefSeq, a predicted model, not a curated record